ACUAAAAAUAAAUAAUAACAAAUAUUAAUAAAUCGUUUGUAUAAUAAUAAAAAUAAUAAGAAGGGUUUGAUAUCUUUCACAAAUACCUAAUUAAUAAAAUAUUUACUAUUAAGCAAAUAAAAAUUAAAUAAAUUAGCAUUUUAUGAGUGACAGUUAUUCUUUGGAAACUAUCAGCAUACUCUAGUAAAGAUGUGAAAGUUUAUAUAAAAGUGCUAAGUAUAAUGAAUGCAUAGAAAGCAUGGAGGAAUUAGUUAGCGCAAAAAAAUUUCAUUAUGGAGAAGAUAGCUCUGAGUAUGCUAAAAGCUCUGAAAGACUCUGUGAGGUGUUGAACCUUUCAGCUAUGAUAAAUUUGCAAAAAGAAAAAUUUGAUUUGACUAUUGAGCAGUUGAGAAAAGCAGAGAUGCUUUGUCAUACUUCUCUUAGAUUCAAAGCUACUACUUAUAAUAAUUUAGCUUGCUUUUACCGUAGAACUGGAAAAUUGAGAACUGCAUACAAUUAUUUAUAAAUGGCUCUUGAAAUAGAACUAAAAAUGGGAAAUAUGCCUUCUCUUGCAGAUACUCAUCUAAAUUUAUGUGCAGUUUUGAGCUAAUUAGGCAUACUUAAGCUUUAGAGCACUCUCUUUUGAGCAUAGUUAUUUUGUAAGAUGAGUUUUUAUAGAUAACUCUUAAGCAUUAUAGAGAAUAGAAUGGAUUAAGCAAGAGUAAUGAAAUCAAUGGUAUCAAGUUAAGUGAUAUUGAUGUCAAAGCGAAAAUUACAGAUGAUCGCCUUGCUGUAUUAGCUAUAGCUUAUCAUAAUUUAGGAGUAGAACUUGAACAUCUAAAAAGAUAUGAUGAAAGUAUGAAGAUAUAUAAUAGAGCUCUUAAUUUUGCAUCUGAUAAUUUAGGAUAGAAUCACUCAUUAGUUUAGAAUCUCACUAGAGUUCUAUAAUAAGCAUUUAGUUAACUUGAAGGAAAUAAAGCAGCAUCUAGAUGUCAUGUAAAUGGAACUAAAAAAUAAUUUAGAGAUAUUUAUAGGGAAAGAGUAUAAUCAGCAAAUGUAUAGCAUGAUAUGAAUAGUACAAUUGGUGGAACACCAAGUGCAUCAAACGCAGCAUAAAAAAACCUACCUAAAUUGACAAAACCAGAAAAACUAAAUACAUGCAUUUCAACAAACUAUUAUAAGCCAGACAAUUAAGAAAGUACUAAAGGGAUUUUAAUGAAUAAUGGAAGUACUCCAUUAAAUAACAAAUUUAUAAAAAGAACUAUGUCUGGAAACGAUAGCAUCUAAAAUGAUCAAGGGAGACUAAAUUCUACAGUUAGAAAGAAAAAUUAAUAUUUUAUGGCAGGUUCAAACAGGUAGACUCCUACUUAGGCAUAUAAACCGAACCCUUAAAGUUUUGACUUUUCAAACGGAAAUAUUGGUAUUUAGUAACACUAGAGGAAUAUGAGUGCAAAUACUUACCAUAACAGCAAUAACUCAAGACCUAUGAGCAUUAAUGAUAGCUAAUAGCUUAACUUGAGUUACAUAAAUAAAUCGAAUACGCCAAGUAAUAACAAUUUUUUGGGAACUUAUUAAAAUAAUAAUAACUACAGCUUUGAUGCAAGCUUAUAAAACGAUAUAGUUUAUAAUAGCUACAAUAUCAAUAAAAAUUAAAAUAAUUAGCAAAGUAUUUUAAAACUUACUCCUAAUUAGAUAGGCUUGAAUAGCAGUGUUAAUUAAUCAAUUAAUAAUUUUAAUAAUAUAAAUUAUCAAAAUAGUAUAUCUUCUAAUUCUCCUUAAAUACAACAAUCAAUUAGCUUUAAUCAAAGGAAUGCAUAAUUAAUUGAUAAUCAUUAGUAGCCUACUUAUCCUAUUGAUUCAUAAAUACAAUACAAUAAUUGA
Tetrahymena thermophila SB210 is the source of this 1860-nucleotide messenger RNA. RefSeq names its product tetratricopeptide repeat protein. Lineage: Eukaryota; Ciliophora; Oligohymenophorea; Hymenostomatida; Tetrahymenidae. The record is from RefSeq and is a predicted model, not a curated record. Gene Ontology annotation, molecular function: protein binding. The transcript is spliced from 7 exons.